Molecule: messenger RNA, 1062 nt
Organism: Lactuca virosa
Lineage: Eukaryota; Viridiplantae; Streptophyta; Magnoliopsida; Asterales; Asteraceae
Source: the annotation of a GenBank genome assembly
AUGGCUUCCCAUAAUAAUCACACGCGACUCCUUAAGGAAAUUGUAGAAAAUGAGGCGGUUUUAUAUCUCCCAAAACCAUGUGGUCAUAAGGAGAUUUGCAAUAUUUGGAAACAUGUUUGUAGAAAGAUAAUAUCAUUUGAAGGAUGUAACUACUCAAAUGGAGAAUCACCUGAAGAAAACCAAGAGCCCAACAUCUUCAAGAGGGUUGAUCAGAUAGUUACACAAUCAACAAAUCUCAACCCCAAAUUUAUCAAUAACAACUUAUCAUCAGAAGGUGUCACUCAAGAAGGACUAAACAUUAAUUCACUGGAUUAUAAUGCCAUGUUUAAGCCAGUUACAUAUGAGGAAGUACGAGGCAAUGAUCAUGAUAAAGAACAUAUUCAUGAGCAUAAGAGAACAAAUGACCAACUUGUUGAGGAUGACAAAUAUUAUAAAAAGAUAUUUGAUACCAUGAAGCGGAUUUCAUGGACGAGUGUUCUUCAGAAAAAGUUUGUUGAGGCAAUCAAUACACUUGGGAAACAAAAGGCUUAUCCUUCUGCAAUUCUAGAAGCCAUGAAUGUUCCGGGACUCACACGUAAUCAGAUCGCGAGCCACCUACAGAAAUACCAAGAACAUCAAAAGAGUAUCAAGAAACCAACCUUGAUACCACAAAAGAAAAAGCAAGUAGAGAGAUAUGCUUACAACAGAUGUGGGCAAUCGACCCCAACUAAUGAUUAUGAAUCCAUCCCUCAAUCCAGUAACAUCCAGCCACCAUUGACGCUUAAUUCUAUAGGAAUGUCUUACAUGACCAUAAACAACAUCAAGGCUCGACUGCAAAGAGCUCCUCCGUUACCUGUACCACAACCAAAAACCACCAUUAAUAACUCUUAUAGUGAUCAAUCAACAGAUCAUAGUUUUUGUCAUACUUCAUUGGGUGAAACAAGCAAGAUCAUUACUUUUGGAUUAGUUGAAAGCUGUAACAGUAUUAUUGGUCAAAGAAAUGAAAUUCAAAUGACAAGAGAUACUUAUGAAACAAUGAGUGAUGACUUAUGUUUAUCCAUAUUGUACAAACCUGAGAAUUGA